Suillus clintonianus is the source of this 1213-nucleotide messenger RNA. RefSeq lists its product as uncharacterized. Lineage: Eukaryota; Fungi; Basidiomycota; Agaricomycetes; Boletales; Suillaceae. The transcript has 4 exons. The record is from RefSeq and is a predicted model, not a curated record. Bases 202 to 1137 code for a protein of 311 amino acids.
GUCCAAGACCCGACGCGCCGCAACGUAAGCCAAAUCCUUGAUCUGCUUGUUGCAGGUGUCCCACGAGUUUAAAUACUGCCACUUGUAUCCCUGUCCAUCUCUUCCACAUCCAUCGUAUUUUGCUUUCCACAUCUACCAUCUAACUUGUGCACCAUCCUCGCCCAGUCCACAAGCUAUUUCAAGCAUUUUCAGUCAUUGAAUAUGGACCAACAUGCGAAUCAAAUUGACCAAAGUGGGAUCGCAGGCCUGCCCCACCCCCAGCUUCCACCCCACCCUCACCCUCAGCUUCCGCCCCACCCUCACCCUCAGCUUCCACCCCACCAUUAUCCUCAGCUUCCACCCCACCAUUAUCCUCAGCUUCCACCCCACCCCCACCCUCUACCCCAGCACCAGCGCUUUGGACUUUACCAUCCUAUAUACCCAUGUCAGCUCAUUGCACCUGUGCCGGCUUCCACAGCCUACGGAAUUGCGAAUACGGUGUCUAGUGCUGGCGUGCCUCGCGUCAUGCAACAUAUGAUGUGGCCCAUAGGUGUUCCCCUUCCAUUUCCAACCCAAUUCCCCCAGCCUCAUAUGGUCUCGGGGCCACCGUACGGCUACUCCUUCCUUCCUCCCCUACCUUAUGGCGCGUAUGCCCCUGGCCCCCAGGCUGUGGGCGUAGCGCAGUAUCACUACCAAUCCGUACCCUCUACGGUACAAUCCAUCGAUGUCCAACACCUCGAGCAGGGACCCAUGCAGCAAGCGCGAGUAGGGAAGCGCAAGGCGGUGGAUGAUGAUGCCGUCGGACGAGAGACUCGUACGAAACGCCCACGAGUGUACCAUGGUAUACCUCCCGACUUUACACCGGUCUUGGAGGAUGGCGAGGUCAAGUAUAAAUGUUCCCGUCCGCAGUGUGCAGGCGUACGUCCGAUGAAAAAAGGCAGCAUACGGAAUCAUAUCGGAGGAUCGAAUACGCACAAUGAGAGCGACGGUCAAUUUACAUGCUCAUUUUGUGAUGGCGAUUAUAGUCGCUCAGACUCUUUGAACCGUCAUUUGAAGACUUGUCCCAAAGGGCCUGCCGCUGUUGGACCUGAAACUAACGACUCGCCUUCGGGAGACGAUUUAUUGGAAGAAUUUGCAAAUAGUGUGGACUGGGAAUAGAUUCCAGGAUGUGACAAUCAUGCAACCGUGUAUCUAUAGACUUGUACAACACACCAAUGCAUUCAUAAGCAGCCCA